Molecule: messenger RNA, 4266 nt
Organism: Cladophialophora psammophila CBS 110553
Lineage: Eukaryota; Fungi; Ascomycota; Eurotiomycetes; Chaetothyriales; Herpotrichiellaceae
Product: ATPase
Exons: 3
Coding region: 1-4266 (1421 amino acids)
Biological process (GO): transmembrane transport
Cellular component (GO): membrane
Molecular function (GO): ATP hydrolysis activity; ATP binding; ABC-type transporter activity
Source: RefSeq, a predicted model, not a curated record
AUGGGCACCGACGACAUCACUUCAGACAAACCAGCUGCUGCUGCUCCCAAAGACUCGAAUCUGACUUUAACAGAGUUUGAAAAACGUGAAGACGAUGCCAGUACCAGCCACUCUACUGACGAGGAUUGGGAGCUGGCCAGCCAAGUCAAGGACUUUCACCAACGGGACCUAGCUUCUGGUGGCAAAGAGAAGAGAUUGGGAGUGACCUGGUGUAAUCUGAACGUACAAGUCCUCAGCUCAGACGCCAGCAUCCACGAAAACUCCUUCUCCCAGUACAAUGUCCUCCAGACUUUGAAAGAAUCUCGCCGAAAACCACUGCUCAAGACCAUCCUGCAUGGAUCCCAUGGCUGCGUCAAGCCUGGAGAGAUGCUUCUCGUUCUAGGGCGGCCUGGCUCUGGGUGUACAACCUUGCUCAAGAUGCUAGCGAACAAAAGAGCAGGAUACAAGUCCAUUUCGGGAGAUGUCUGGUAUGGAUCCAUGGAUCAUAAGGCCGCCAAGCAAUAUCGAGGUCAGAUUGUCAUCAACACCGAAGAGGAACUCUUCUAUCCUACGCUUACGGUUGGGCAAACAAUUGAUUUUGCAACCCGGUUGAAGAUCCCCUUCCACCUCCCGAGUGGGCUGCAUUCGCGACAAGAAUAUCAAAAACAGUUCAAGGACUUUCUUCUGGAAUCCAUGAGCAUCUCCCAUACCUCAGACACCAAAGUUGGCAAUGAAUAUGUUCGGGGUGUGUCUGGAGGGGAAAGGAAGCGAGUGUCCAUCAUCGAAUGUCUGGCUACGCGCGCAGCAGUCUACUGCUGGGACAAUAGUACAAGAGGACUUGACGCAAGCACUGCCCUUGAAUAUACCAAAGCCAUUCGCACCAUGACGGACGUUCUCGGCCUCACCUCGAUUGUCACCCUCUACCAAGCAGGAAAUGCCAUUUACAAUCUCUUCGACAAAGUCUUGGUUCUCGAUCAAGGAAAGCAGGUGUUCUAUGGGCCGAUGAGGGAAGCCAAGCCGUUCAUGGAAAAUCUAGGGUUUAUCUGCCCAGAAGGAGCGAAUGUUGCAGAUUUCCUGACAGGCGUUACCGUUCCCACUGAGCGACAGAUCCGCCAUGGCUACGAGGAGAAGUUUCCUCGAAACGCCGACGAGCUCCUCAAGCACUAUGAGGCUUCUACUUUGUACGAGCACAUGGCGGCAGAAUAUGAGUACCCGUCGACAUCUACGGCGGAGGCAGAUACCCUGGCAUUCCGGGAGUCCGUCAUCUUCGAAAAAGAUAAACAACUUGCUCGCAACAGCCCUUUGACCACCGGCUUCCUGACACAGGUAAAGGCCUGCGUAAUUCGGCAAUACCAAAACAUGUGGGGAGACAAGGCCACAUUCAUCAUUAAACAGGCAUCCACCAUUGUUCAAGCUCUCAUUGCAGGCUCUUUAUUCUACAAUGCACCCGACAAUUCCGCCGGCCUCUUCCUCAAAGGCGGCGCCAUAUUUUUCGCCCUACUGUACAAUAGCUUGUUAGCUAUGUCCGAAGUGACUGACUCGUUUGUUGGGCGACCGGUCCUGGCGAAACACAAAUACUUCGCUCUGUAUCACCCAGCUGCUUUCUGCAUAGCUCAGAUUGCUGCAGACAUCCCUCCGCUUAUCUUCCAGGUGACUUCACUUUCUGUCAUACUUUACUGGAUGGUCGGGCUUUCCGCUUCGGCUGGGAAGUUCUUCAUUUUCUGGGUUGUGGUAUUUUCUGCGACAAUGUGUAUGACUGCCGUGUUCAGAUCGAUAGGGGCAGCGUUCAGAACCUUUGAUGGUGCCUCGAAAGUAUCCGGAUUUCUUGUUGCGGCGCUGAUAAUGUAUGUUGGAUACAUGAUCGUGAAACCAGACAUGCACCCUUGGUUUGUCUGGAUUUUCUGGAUCGACCCAUUAGCCUAUGCCUUCGAGAGUCUAUUGGGAAAUGAAUUCCACGGCAAAAUCAUCCCUUGCGUCGGAACAAACCUUGUUCCAGCUGGUCCGGGCUAUGCCAAUAGCCAAUACCAGUCGUGUGCUGGUGUUGGAGGCGCAACUCGGGGGGAUACGUCUGUUACCGGCGAUGCUUAUCUGCGCUCGCUCUCUUAUGAUCAUACCCAUCUUUGGCGAAACUUUGGCAUUGUCUGGGCAUGGUGGGCGCUCUUCGUAGGAAUCACUGUUAUUUGCACGAUGAGGUGGAAAGCAAGUUCUGAACAAGGCAGCAACUUCCUCAUUCCGCGAGAAAACGUCCACAAAGUCCGCCAUUUGCUGGAAGAUGAAGAGUCUCAGAAGUCAGAAAAACAGAUAACCAGCUCCGGCUCCUCUCUCAGAGCUGCAGAGGAAGACGCACCACCAAAAAGCGAGGGCCUGAUCCAAAACAGCUCGAUUUUCACUUGGAGAAAUCUCUCUUAUACGGUCCACACAUCCCACGGAGAUCUCAAGCUUCUUGACAAUAUACAAGGUUGGGUCAAACCAGGAAUGCUUGGAGCGCUGAUGGGUUCUUCAGGUGCUGGCAAAACUACCUUGCUCGAUGUCCUAGCCCAACGUAAAACCGAAGGCACCAUCGAAGGGUCGAUUCUUGUCGACGGAAGACCUCUCCCGGUUUCAUUUCAGCGAUCUGCUGGCUAUUGCGAACAACUUGAUGUUCACGAACCUUACGCUACGGUACGAGAAGCACUGGAGUUUUCGGCUCUGAUUCGACAGUCCAGGCACGUUUCCAGGGAGGAAAAGUUGAAAUAUGUCGACAUCAUUGUUGAUUUACUGGAGCUCCACGAUAUCGAAAAUACUUUGAUCGGGCUCCCUGGUGCUGGACUGUCCAUCGAGCAAAGAAAACGAGUAACUAUCGGCGUCGAACUCGUGGCCAAACCGAGCAUUCUGAUCUUUCUGGACGAGCCUACGUCGGGCCUCGACGGACAAUCUGCUUACAACACAGUUCGAUUCCUUCGCAAGCUGGCAGAUGUUGGGCAAGCCGUCUUAGUGACAAUUCAUCAACCAUCUGCUCAAUUGUUUGCCCAAUUUGAUACACUUCUCCUAUUGGCCAAGGGCGGCAAGACGGUGUACUUUGGAGACAUCGGUGAGAAUGGUGCAAUUGUCAAAGACUAUUUCCGUCGAUAUGGAGCCCCUUGUCCGCCGGAAUCCAAUCCAGCCGAGCAUAUGAUAGAUGUCGUCUCUGGGCAUCUGUCCCAGGGCCGCGACUGGGCCCAAGUUUGGCUAGAUUCGGCCGAACAUCAGAGUGUAUCAAGGGAACUAGAAACCAUUAUCAGCGAAGCUGUCAACACACCUUCCGGAACACAGGAUGAUGGCUUUGAAUUUGCCCUUCCGCUGUGGUCGCAGAUCAAAAUCGUCACUCAGCGCCUGAAUCUUUCCUUGUACCGCAACACUGACUAUGUGAACAACAAGAUCGCACUACACAUCGGAUCUGCUUUAUUCAACGGCUUCUCGUUCUGGAUGGUCGGUGAGGGCGUCGGAGACCUUCAACUCAAGCUCUUCACCAUCUUCAACUUCAUCUUCGUGGCGCCAGGAGUCAUCAACCAACUACAACCACUCUUCAUUGAGCGGCGGGACAUCUUCGAAACGCGCGAAAAGAAAUCGAAAAUGUACAGCUGGAUCGCCUUCGUUACUGCGUUGAUAGUUUCAGAGAUCCCCUACCUUUGCAUCUGUGCGGUUCUCUACUUCGUCUGCUGGUACUACACGGUCGGCUUUCCCAACAACAGCAACAGCGCCGGAGGCACUUUCUUCAUCAUGUUAUUCUACGAAUUUGUAUAUACGGGAAUUGGUCAGUUUAUCGCCGCCUACGCCCCGAACGCGGUCUUUGCUUCGCUCGUCAACCCUCUCCUGAUCGGAACGCUGGUCGCUUUCUGUGGCGUCCUAGUCCCUUAUGGCCAAAUCCAGGCCUUUUGGAGAUAUUGGAUCUAUUGGCUGAACCUAUUCAAUUACUUGAUGGGUGGCCUACUAGUUUUCAAUGUCUGGGACACUAGGGUAUCCUGCACGGGCAAGGAGUUUGCCGUCUUUGACACGCCCGGCAAUGCCACCUGCGGCGAGUACCUCUCAGACUAUCUGACAAGCCCGGCCGGAAUGCUAGCCAACCUCACGAACCCAGAGGAUCGCAACAACUGCAAGGUUUGCGAGUACCGGACCGGCGCCGACUACCUGUACACAAUCAACCUGAAACAUGAAUACGACGGUUGGCGAGACGCUGCCAUUGUGGUUCUAUUUGCGAUAAGCUCGUACGCGUUGGUGUACCUUUGUCUGAAACUCAGGACAAAGCAGAGCAAGAAAGCCGGCGAGUAA